Molecule: messenger RNA, 1546 nt
Organism: Aspergillus ibericus CBS 121593
Lineage: Eukaryota; Fungi; Ascomycota; Eurotiomycetes; Eurotiales; Aspergillaceae
Product: major facilitator superfamily transporter allantoate
Exons: 1
Coding region: 1-1536 (511 amino acids)
Biological process (GO): transmembrane transport
Cellular component (GO): membrane
Molecular function (GO): transmembrane transporter activity
Source: RefSeq, a predicted model, not a curated record
AUGGACAAGUCUGCAAGCCGUGACGAGCAGCCUACCAAGGCCGACCUCGCGGCAGGCGAGAUAAUCGAGAGUCCAGCGGUAGACCCAGCACUGCUACUGACCGGAGGCACCGUGGUGGAAUUCACCCCCGAAGAGGAACGACAAUUGCUGCGCAAGAUCGACCGGCACAUGCUGCCGCUGCUGUGCUGGGUGUACCUGAUCCAGUUUGCGGACAAGACGACACUCAACUACGCCUCGCUCAUGGGUCUGCAGACCGACACGGGCCUGCACGGCAACCAGUACAACUGGGUGUCGAGCAUCUUCUAUGCGGGCUACCUGGCCUGGGAAUUCCCCACCACGUACUUCCUGCGCCGCCUGCCCGUGGGCAAAUACACCGCGGCCAACAUCCUCUGCUGGGGAGUGGCCCUCGCCGGGCACGCAGCCGCCUCUAACUACGGGGGUCUCCUCGCCUGCCGCUUCCUCCUCGGCGCCUUCGAAGCCACCGUCACCCCAGCCUUUGUGCUGAUCACCGGCAUGUGGUACCGUCAGAACGAACAGGGCCGCCGCAUGGGCUACUGGCUGUCGUGCAACGGCGGUGCCCUCAUCCUGAUGAGCGUCAUCGGCUACGGCCUGUCCGCCAUCGACCACGCCGCCCUGGCCCCCUGGCGCAUCCUCUUCCUCCUCCUCGGCCUCCUCACCAUCCUCACCGGCAUCGCCUACCUCUGGUACCUGCCCGACAGCCAAGCCACCGCGCGCUUCCUCACCGACCGCGAACGCCUCGUCGCCCUCGAACGCAUCCGCGACAACUUCCAAGGCGUCGGCAGCCCCAUCUGGAAAUGGGCCCAGUUCCGCGAAGCCUUCCACGACCCCCGCACCUACCUCUACAUCCUCUACUCACUGCUCAUGAACAUCCCCAACGGCGGCAUCACCACCUUCGGCUCCCUCCUCAUCAAAUCCUUUGGCUUCGGCGACCGCCUCGCCCUCCUCCUCAGCGCCCCCUCCGGCCUGUUCGACAUCGCCGGUAAACUCCUCUUCACCUGGCUGUCAGACCAUUGGCUCGACCGCACCGCCGUCUCCUUUGCCGCCAUCAUGGUCGCCUGUCUCGGCGGCAUCCUAAUGGUCGUCCUCCCGGACACCGCCAAACCCGCCCUCCUGAUCGGCUACUACCUCGUCAGCGUCGCCGGCGCCUCCUGGGGUCUCCUCAUGACCGCCAUCUCGAACAACACCCUCGGCUACACCAAAAAGGUCACCGUCAGCGGCCUCCAGAUCAUCGCCUACGCCGCGGGCAACUGGAUCGGACCGCAGACGUUUCCCGCUACGGAAGCCCCGGAGUAUCGCCGCGGCAAGCUGCUCGUCGCGAUUAUGUAUGGUCUUGCGGGUGCGGUGCUGCUACUACUAAGGUUUGUGAAUGGGCGUGAGAAUCGGCGCCGGGAUCGUCUGCAGGUUGAGGCGGGCAUCGAUCUUGCGAAUGAUGAGGUGGCGAGGCAUGCUCUUGAGCGGUCCAAGUUUAUGGAUUUGACCGAUUUUCAGCAGUUGCAUUUUCGAUACGUUCUAUGACUUAUAUCCG